Dipodomys ordii (Ord's kangaroo rat) is the source of this 1680-nucleotide messenger RNA. Its product is annotated as sodium/hydrogen exchanger 2-like. The transcript is spliced from 8 exons. Gene Ontology annotation, molecular function: sodium:proton antiporter activity. Gene Ontology annotation, cellular component: membrane. The record is from RefSeq and is a predicted model, not a curated record. Gene Ontology annotation, biological process: proton transmembrane transport; sodium ion transport; regulation of pH. The coding region runs from base 1 to 1680 and encodes 559 amino acids. Lineage: Eukaryota; Metazoa; Chordata; Mammalia; Rodentia; Heteromyidae.
AUGCUUUGGCAGCUCAGCAACUUGCUCCUGGGAACAUCUGGGGAUGAUAGGCAGCACGAACAGGACCUGCAUACAAACAAUGUCAGGUGGGAACCAAAAGGAACACAGGAUAAUGGCUCCGUGGUGUCUGGUCCUACAUUCUUCUCCCUGGAUUACCAUCAUGUGCAGGUCCCCUUUGAGAUCACACUCUGGAUAAUGUUUGCCUCUCUUGCAAAGAUAGGUUUUCACCUCUAUAAUAAGAUGUCCACAGUUGUACCUGAAAGCUGCCUCUUGAUCUUUGUAGGUCUCAUUAUAGGAGGAUUAAUUUACAGUUUAAAUAAUAAAUCUCCACCAGUAAUGGACAGUGACAUAUUUUUCCUGUACUUACUUCCACCAAUAGUCCUUGAAGCAGGAUAUUUUAUGCCCAGUCGACCUUUUUUUGAGAACAUAGGAACCAUUCUGUUGUAUGCUGUAGCUGGAACCAUGUGGAAUGCAUUUGGAAUAGGUCUUUCUCUAUAUGGCUUAUGUCAGGUGAAGUAUUUCAACCUUCAAGAUGUGUCAUUACUCCAUAAUCUUUGGUUUGGUAGUUUGAUUGCUGCAGUAGAUCCUGUGGCUGUACUCUCCGUUUUUGAAGAAAUACAUGUGAAUGAGAAGCUUCAUAUUUUGGUAUUUGGAGAAUCCCUUCUUAAUGAUGCUGUUACUGUUGUACUCUAUAAACUGUUCAAAUCUUUCAAUGAAAUGCCAUCUAUCAAGCUGAUGGAUAUCUUUGCUGCAAUAGGAAAGUUCUUUUUAGUUGGAAUAGGAGGAGUUUUCAUUGGGGUCCUGUUUGGCAUAUGUGCUGCCUUUACCACCCGCUUUACCAAGACCAUCCGCGUCAUUGAACCCCUCUUUGUCUUCUUAUAUAGUUAUCUCUCCUACUUAAGUGCUGAAAUGUUCCAUCUCUCAGGGAUUGUGGCAAUUAUAACCUGUGCUAUGAGCAUGAAGCGCUAUGUGGAAGCUAACAUUUCUCAGAAGUCCCAUACAACUAUCAAGUACUUCAUGAAAAUGUGGAGCAGUGUUAGUGAUACACUCAUCUUCCUCUUCCUUGGCGUUUCUACCAUUGGCAACAGUCAUGAAUGGAAUUGGCCCUACAUUUGUUUUACUGUCAUUUUCUGUCUGAUAUGGAGAGCACUAGGAGUUCUCGUGCUCACUUUCUUCGUGAACAAAUACCAUGUGAAUACAGUCACCAGAAAAGACCAAUUCAUUAUAGCUUAUGGGGGACUGAGAGGAGCAAUCUGCUUCUCACUUGUUUUCCUACUCCCUGAGUUUUGCAGAAAGAAGCUCUUCAUUGCUGCAACUACAGUUGUUAUUUUUUUUACUGUUUUUGUGCAGGGGAUGACCAUUCGUCCUCUUGUCGACUUACUAGAUGUGACAAGAAAGAGAGAGACAACUCCAACUGUGAGUGAGCAGAUUCUCAUUCGGUUCUUUGAUCACUUGUUGGCUGGCAUAGAAGAUAUAUCAGGACACUGGGGACAAUAUUACUGGAAGGACAAAUUGGAAUAUUUAAAUGGAAGAUACCUGCAGAAGAUUUUACUCAGAGAAUAUAACCAGUCCAAAUCAAGCAUUGUGCUUCUUCAUGAAAAACUUGAGAGAAAACAUGCCAUUGAGAUGGUAGAAGCAGGCCAGUUAAUGCACAUGCCAUCCAGUACAUCCUUACUGUAA